This is a messenger RNA of Suricata suricatta (meerkat), 5966 nucleotides long. RefSeq names its product microtubule associated protein 9 (gene MAP9). Bases 276 to 2228 code for a protein of 650 amino acids. The record is from RefSeq and is a predicted model, not a curated record. The transcript has 14 exons. Gene Ontology annotation, cellular component: astral microtubule. Gene Ontology annotation, molecular function: microtubule binding. Lineage: Eukaryota; Metazoa; Chordata; Mammalia; Carnivora; Herpestidae. Gene Ontology annotation, biological process: regulation of mitotic cytokinesis; mitotic cytokinesis; mitotic spindle assembly.
GCGGUGAGGAAGUCACUUCCUCCCAGAGACGCUGUUUCCUAGUAACCUCUUUCCAUCUCCGCUUUUAGUCCCUCCUCUUUGCUCAGUCCAGUGACCGUCUCCGAGAGCCUGCAGGCCCAGGCCCGGGCGAGAGGCUCCAGCCCAACCCCAGUCCCUAGGGUAGCGGGGAGUGCACCGCAGGAUCGUCUGGGAUACCAUCAGAAUCUGAAUUAUGUCCAUUACCUAUUAGCCAUUUUAUAAGGAUUUAAAAAGAAAAAAAAAGAAAGAAAAACAUUAUGUCUGAUGAAGUUUUUAGCACAACCUUGGCUUACACAAAGAGUCCAAAAGUCACAAAGAGAACUACUUUCCAGGAUGAGCUAAUAAAAGCGAUUACAGCCCGCUCAGCCAGGCAAAGAAGUUCUGAAUACUCCGAUGACUUCGACAGUGAUGAGAUUGUUUCCUUAGGUGAUUUUUCUGACACCUCAGUAGAUGAAAAUUCAGAUAAGAAAAAAACGAAUGAUUUCCAUUUAUCAGAUGAUGAAGAAAAGAAUUCCCCAAAAUUGUCUUUUUUGAAAACCAAGAAAUUAAACAUGGACAUGACAAAAGACGAGCCGGGAUUCUCUGCCAAAAGUGCCGAGGACAUGGCGCCUGAUGGUUGUGAAGACGUGGUGCGAGCCCGCUCGCCUGAAACUCAAAGUGAAGGGCGGGAAAUUGAAAGAGACAAAAUUAAGAUGAAACCUAAACCCAGAAUUCUCCCAGUCAAAAGCACAUCUUCAGAACACAGUAGUAGCCUUGAAGCAGAUAGCCACUUCAAGCCUUCACCUCGGCCACGGACCAUGUUGAAAACACACAGCCCUAGGGAGGAGAAAGAUGGACCAGGAGAAGAUAAAACAACUGCCCGGCAUGAAGAAUUGGAGGCACAUUCUGCACCUUCCCCCCUCCCGGCGCUAAAUGAUAGACAACUAGAAGCUGAGAAAAAAGCAUUCUCUGAAAACCUAGAUCCUGAGUAUUCCAUUGAAUCUAAACCUCCAACUACAAAAUAUAGUGAAGAUGUAUGUAGCAUUAUUUUAUAUACUGCUAGGAAGGAAGAAAACUCUGACACUGAAAUCUAUCAGAAUGAAGAACUUACUGAAAACCACAGUUCCUUGAAAUCAAAUGAAAAUGAAGAGAAUUCAUUUUUGAUAGACUUUGUUACUACUCCACAUGAGAAAUCCAAGGAAAGUCAAGUGAUUACUGAUGACCUUGAAGGAGAAAAGGAGAAAGACGAAGUGCUUAUGAAUGACUUGACAGUUGACCCACCGCUAUUAAAAUCUCAGAGUAUCGUAAUAUCUACUGACGCAACUGCAUCUUCAAAGAAAACAAUUGAAGACAGAAAUAUGAAGAAUAAAAAGUCAACAAAUAAUAGAGCAUCCAGUGCAUAUGGCAGAUUAAUGACCUCUGAGUUUUUAAAGAAAUCUAGUUCUAUAAGGAGACCGCCAUCAGCAACUACCUCUUCUCACUAUUUAGGGACUUUGAAAGUCUUGGACCAAAAGCCCUCACAGAAACAGAAUGUAGAACCUGAAAGAGCAGAUAACAUAAGGGCAGCUGUUUAUCAGGAUUGGUUAGAAAAGAAAAAUGUGUAUUUACAUGAAAUGCACAGAAUUAAAAGGAUUGAAAGUGAAAACCUAAGGAUCCAAAAUGAGCAGAAAAGAGCUGCCAAGAGAGAAGAAGCAUUAGCAUCAUUUGAGGCCUGGAAGGCUAUGAAAGAAAAGGAAGCAAAGAAAAUCGCUGCUAAAAAAAGACUCGAGGAAAAAAACAAGAAGAAGACGGAGGAAGAAAAUGCCGUGAGAAAAGGAGAAGCACUUCAGGCAUUUGAACGGUGGAAAGAGAAAAAGAUGGAAUACCUUAGAGAGAAAAAUAAAAAGGAGAAAGAAUAUGAAAGAGCAAAAAGGCAGAAAGAGGAAGAAACUAUUGCUGAGAAAAGAAAAGAUAACUUAACAGCUGUUGAGAAAUGGAAUGAAAAGAAGGAUGCUUUUUUCAAAGAAAAGGAGAAAGAGAGAAUAAAUGAGAAAAGACGAGAAGAACUGAAAAAAGCAGAGAAAAAAGACAAAGACAAGCAAGCUAUUGAUGAAUAUGACAAAUGGCUGGAAAAGAAAGAAAGGCAGGAGAGAAUUGAGCGAAAACAAAAGAAACGUCAUUCCUUUCUUGAAAAUGAGGCACUUCCUCCCUGGAGCCCUCCAAGUCGAACCGUGUUCUCAAAAGUGUUUUGAUAAUUCUCAUUCUUACGUCAUGUAGUUAUUUAUCAACUCCCUACUGUUAGCCAUGGAUUUAAAACUAUUUAUUCAAUUAGUUAUAGUUAGAAGAGUCUAUUUUAUUAAAUGCCAGCCAUUUCCACUGGAUAAGAUGCUUUGGAGUUAAUCAGUGAAAUAAUUGAAGGCAUUUUUUUUAGACUGUAGAUAAACUGCCUCAAAUGAGAAGCUAAUAAUCAGAUCGCACUUGCCAUUAAAGUAACCGUUUAUCAUGUCCUUGCAAUUAUUACAAUCAGGUGACCCGUGACCACUUUCAGCCGUGCACGGUAUUGAAGUGUGCGUAUUCCCCAGAGUAAAAAGGAAACCAUUUAGUUAAGACAAUCAUAGAAAUAAUUGAAUCAUUCUGUGAAUGAUUGUGCACCUAGAUUCGGGUUUUAAAAGAAAUCAUUGCUGGGAGUACGCAUGUAUUAUUUUUUUCAAAAACUGUUCUUUAACUUGAGCGGUUGCACUUGCACUGUGCAAGUUACAAUUUUGGUCAGGUGAGGCAGUAGUUUGGUAGAACUCUAAUUCUCCAGGCAUUUUAAGAAGUUUGCCUUAUGUUUUAAUAUGGGAUUGUAUCUGCCCCAGAUUUCCAUGACAAUCACAGGCACUUUAUAAUGAGUAGACCUUUCACAUUUGUCUUCUAAAUUAUAUCUCACUUUAUUAUUUUGGUGAUAUCAAAAGAUAUCCAUUUCUUGGCAGUGAUAUAUUCACAAUAGUGAUGGAAGUUCCACAAGAGUUCAAGGUCAUUAUCACUAUUAUUAUUUUCCAGAUUUAAGCCAUAUAGGUGAUAAAGGCAAUUUUUGAUCUCUUAACCUAUUCCAGAAUCCUAUAGCUUAUAUUUAGAAGACAGCUGUAUAGGAAGGUAACUUGUAGAAAAUGUCCAAAGAAUCUUUAUUUAUUUAUUUGAUCUGUGCAUAUCUUUAUAUUAAUUGGACUCAUACUUGAACUGGUCAGCUAAUUUGUCACAGACCAAAUGUAUGCUCUCAGAGUUGAAAUACUCCUUUAGCCAACGAUGCAAUGCAAUGGUGGGUGAGACUCUAAUUACUAUUUCUUAAGCGCCUAUUGUAUGCUCUCUCCUGGGGCUUUAUAAAUGUUAAAUCUUUGCAACAACUAUUCAGUGUAGGUGUUACUUUGCGGACUAAAAACACUGAAACUCAGAGAAAUAACUUGCCAUACAUUCAGCAUGUGACAGUGGGGCUUAGAAUUGAGUAAGUCUUCCUCCUUCCAGAAUCAAUAUUUUUAUGCUCUGUAUUAUAUUAACUUUACAAACACAUUUUACCUCUCAGUUCCUGAAAUCUUGAGUUGUUAGCUAGAGCUUAUAUUUCCUUUUAAGAAAUACCUGUUCGUUUUUUAGAGACGGUGAACUUUAUUGGAUCUAUAAAAUGAAAGAUUUCGUAAUAUUUAAAGAAUUAGUCAAAUGCCUUGUAUGUCGUAUUAGAAUGUCAGGAAACCCAGCAGAUAGGGGAGCAUGGCUUUUGAGAUACUCAGAAGGUCUCGGAGGACUAAGCUGGCUGCCAUGCCUGUUUCAGAUAAGAAAGGCGUAAAGGGUCACUGGAUCACAUCAGUGCUACAGGUAAUUGUUUUUAAUUAUAAACAAAAUGCUGGAAGCCUUUGUAUACUGCCAGGAACUAGGAGAAUACUUGAUGAAAUAGAAACUGUUGUCAUCAAUAUGUAUUAUCAGCAUGAGAUUUAGCCCUUCUCUUUUUCCCCAAAUAUAUAUAUUUUCUUCUUCAUUGUCAUAUUUGGUGGCUUACUAUUAUCACUUCUUAGUUGCGGGAGCACUGAAUGAAAUUAGCAAUUAAUGUAAAGCAUAUGGCACAUAAUAAGGACUUAAUAAAUGUUCAUUUUCAUUUACUUACUUCCACGAGCCCUGCAUUUACCCACUUCAUGUGUGCGAGGAGCAGAUCAACACCGAUGGGAUUGAUAAUGCUUAUUUGACUGAUACAUUUUUAGCAUCCAAGAAGAAAUAUCCACUUUCCUGGCCAGUCUAGCACUCAAAAGAGAAUAUGGAGGUGCAUUGUAUUAGAGACCUCCUAAAAAGAAAUCUACAGAAAUCUAAAUCUUAGCACUGUUUGUGAAGUUGGACGAAGUGGGAAAUUGAGGUGUUUGCAAAGCCCCAGGAAUUCAUUUCCCUCAAAUGGGAAAUUUUCUCUUAACUACAAUAAAUAAUAAAUUUUUUCCUGUUUACAGUCAUAUGUGCUAAGAAUGAGAUCCUCUGUUCUUCCUGCAGUAAAAAUAGAGCUGAGUUUUAAGCUCAGGGUGAAAGUACUGUUUACUUUCUGAGAUCCAAAGAAGAGAAUCCAAAUUGGUAAUAUCCUCUUGAAUGUAUUUAUCUAUUUAAGGGGUAUGAUUUUCCCAUAUAUCCUUAAAAGUAUCAAAUGUCAAUACAUUUUCUCAUCAAGUUUCAUUAACUUAUGAAAUGAGGGAAUUCAAAUUCAAAUUAAAGACACAAAAGCAUAUAGAUUUUCAUGUUAAACUUCUAGUUUUGUAAAUUGUAUUGAUCACUUGAAUGCAGACAUGUCAAAGUAAAGGAAAUAAGAAUUUAAUAAAUAUUUUACAAUAUAACUGAAAACAGCAAUUUCCCUGGAAAUUGACAUACUGAUGCAAAAAUUAAAUUGCAUACAGAAUAUAUUUUCCAUAACAACCAAGAAAACAGUAGUGUUCCAUAAACAGAGAAAAACAAAUGGCAUGUUAGAUCAGAAGGAAGUGGCAGUUUUCUAAAAGAAAAUAAGAACUAUUCGGGUAUAACAGUUUUCCAGUGGUUUGUAGUGCAUCAUGUUUUGAAAAUGUUAGUAGUUCAUUUAUUGUCCUAAAUAGUAUUGAAACUGAUACGUCUCACUGUUGCCAAAGUGGUAGCUGAAAAUAGUUGUGUCCACAGCUGUGUACCUUGGAGUGAUAAAACUAUGUAUCUGGAAGGGUUUUAAUAAUUUAAUAAAGCUGGCCCAAACCCUGUUUCUGAGUUGAACAAGACUUUGACUUGCCCAAGCUCGUACCCCUCACCAUGAGAUACCAAAGUUAGAAAUCAGGUGUUCAGUUUUCUAGUUAUAAUCAGUCCACCAUCCCACAGUUUUGAGAGCUGAUAAAACUUUCACACUCUCUUUUGUAACCAUGGUCGUUAUCGACUUCAUUUUGAUCCUCUUUCUGAUGGUCCCUUAUUCUUCCAGUGUCUUCUCCAAACUCCACCAGAUUAAAGCUCUCUGGGCAUCUCCACCACCACUUCAUGUGUGGGGAGUACUGAAGUUUCUUAAGCUCUGAGUCCCAGGCUAAAAUGCAAUGGAAAAAGAGGAAUUUCUCAAAAUGGAAGAAAUUGCAUGUUAGUCAAAGUAGUUCCCGAGAAUAAACUAGUACAGAAAACAAAUUUUCCUGAUGUAAUCUUGGCUCUGAUUUCAAUAGUGCUAUAUUAAAAGGUAUUUAAACCUAUAUACGUCCUUUCUACACAAAGCAAAGAUAGUGCCAGUUGUCCUGCUUCAUAGGUACGUGGGCUGACAGAAUAAUGAAUGCUAUGUAAAUACUUAACUAGAGACUUCCCUGAAUUCUUUUUAUUUUGAAAUAUCUUGUGAUUUGAUUAUUUUGGAACACAUUACAUGUAAUUGUAUAAUGUUAACUAAAUUAUUGGUAAAUUUAGGAUGUUUAAGAAUUACUUGAGGAGAUGUAUUUAAUGUCUGCUUUUUAGUAGCAUACUCCAUGUUCUGCUAAAUUAAAGUUAAUCAUUCAGGA